AUGAACCGUGCGCGCAAUGUGCGGCUGUUGGUACUUGGAAAUGGUGCACCAGGGGCCGAGAAGCAAGCAAUAGCACUGGGAAAAAGGUUGGGUCAUAAUCUACUAAAACAUACGCUUUUGCACAGAUCUCAUGUGCUCUGUCCACCCGUCGAGUGUGUACGUGUGACGCUGGAAAAUUCGUGUCUACUUUCUCCAUUGCUACAGAUUUUUGGUGCUCGUCUCACUGGGAAUCCACUCUUUGGCUAUGAAAAACAUGUAACAAACCAGUUGUUUCCAGUGCAACCGUCUGUGCGAGAUCUGAAUGUUGUUAUUGGAUGUGGGAGAAGCACGGUAUCAUUAUGUGCCGUGAUGAAGCAGCUGGAACCUCAAAGGACCUUUAACGUGCAGAUCCAGCACCCGCGUGUGCCACUCACGUGGUUUAACGCUGUCAUAGCACCUAGACAUGAUUUCCCACGAGGUGAAGGUGGUGUGAGCAAUCUGUUCCUUACGUCGGGAGCAGUGCAUGAUAUUACACCGGAAAUGUUACAGCAACAUGGCCGUGAAUGGUGUCAAGAACUUGAUGAGAAGUUACGAGGUCGACAAAAGCGCGUGGUGUGGCUGCUGGGAGGACCUUGUCGUGGUUUUGCAUUCAUAGAAAGAGAUGCAGAAAGAAUGGUAGAGGAAUUGGUGCGAGCACUUUCAUGCGACGAUGAGGUGGCACUGUUGGUGACAUUUUCACGGCGGACACCAAAGAAUGUGCAAAAGGUUGUUCGUCGUGAACUCAAAAUAAGGUUUCCAAUACCUGGACAACUUCUUUUGUGGGAAGGUACUGAACGUCGCAAUCCGUACUAUGCGCUGCUGUCCACGGCAUCCUGCAUUGUCACAACUCCUGACUCCAUUUCCAUGACUACGGAAGCCAUUGCGUCAGGAAAGCCGGUGUUCACGAUUGGCCUCGAGACUUGCACGGGUAAAUUCCUGCGGUUCCACGAGUAUCUGUUCAAGGCCAAAGCUAUGACACCCUUUACACCAGAUGCCGUAACAGCCCUCCUGCGACACGACAUCCAGAACAACAAUGCAUUAUCUGCUGCCUUAAAUAACGAGAUCUCUACGAUCGUCGAUGCCAUCACUAAAGACAUCCACCGCACAUUGGAACAUAUUGAAACUACUACAUAA
This is a messenger RNA of Peronospora belbahrii, 1152 nucleotides long. Lineage: Eukaryota; Oomycota; Peronosporomycetes; Peronosporales; Peronosporaceae. The record is from the annotation of a GenBank genome assembly.